Messenger RNA from Suillus bovinus, 3565 nucleotides. RefSeq lists its product as uncharacterized. NCBI's taxonomy places the organism in Eukaryota, Fungi, Basidiomycota, Agaricomycetes, Boletales, Suillaceae. Gene Ontology annotation, molecular function: sequence-specific DNA binding. The coding region runs from base 1 to 3264 and encodes 1087 amino acids. The transcript has 6 exons. The record is from RefSeq and is a predicted model, not a curated record. Gene Ontology annotation, biological process: regulation of DNA-templated transcription.
AUGGCCACCAAAUCAGCAAUUCGCUCGUACAACUCCCCUAGUACCAACAACACUAGAUCCAACAGCCUAUCCAACCCCAAUCUCUGCACGUCCACACAGAACUUCAUAUCAACAAUUUCAAAACUCUUCCUUUCAAUACGUACCACCAACAACCGCAGAAAAACAACUACCUACCCCCGCUAUCCACACCCACCACGUGACCCACAACAGCCAGACGAUCGAAGCGUGUACACUCCAGCGGAAGCACGCGCCGCCUAUAGCCCAUAUACUCAGGACGCACGUCCUUAUUCACAGGACCCGCGCUACACCCAAGACCACCCUCGUCCACCCUAUACCACAACUCCCGACCCUAGAUACGAUGCACGUGCAACCUACCCAGCACAAGAUGCGAGGACAUACCAAGACCCGCGCUAUCCAGAUCCACAAAGGGCCUAUCCAGCCGAUCAACGGGGCUAUCAGACAAGCCCUGAAAUCGAGAGGACCUAUCAGGAUCCGCGCUAUCCCCCUCAGGAUGCCCGUCCAGCCUAUGACCCACAUGGCCGUCCCUAUCCUCAGGAAUCAAGGCCUUAUGCACCUCCGCCGCAGCCGGCUCCACCGCAGUCCCAAACGCAAGACACGCGAUACACCCCCACCCAAGAAGCACGAAAUACAUACCCUCCACCUGCGCCUCCCUAUCCCCCAGCGCAGGAUACAAGAUCAUAUGCGCCCCCUCCCCCUGUAGAACGUACUUAUUCGCAAACAGAGGUGCGGGGGUAUCCGGGGGAAAGGCAACAACAACAGCAGUUAGGUUAUUCGCAUGAUGCGCAACAGGGCAGGGUCGAUCAACGUUCGUCUGUGAUGGAAUCACAGCCACAAUCCCAAACACCUCACUCUCAUUCACAACCUCAACCUUCACGCGAGCAACGCGGAACGACUUCCAACGAUCGUAAUUUAGGCGUGGUCGAGCCUCGCGCUGUAGAAGUGAGGCCUGCUUUAUUGCAGAGGCAGUCGGCGAGCGAUGCGAGACCUGUGGCGGCGGAGACUAGGAGUGGGUUGGAGACACAAGUGAGGGGAGUGGCGAUGGAGACGCAGCCGAGGGGUGUGGGUAUGGAGACGCAGAGGCCGCCGGCGUUCGAAUCACAGAGGCCACCAGCGUUCGAGUCGCAGGUGAGGAGAGCGGGGGUCGAGACACAGACACAGACGCAAGGCAGACAGGCAGUAUUUGAGCCUCAGCCGAGGCAGACGAAUUUAGAGACGCAGACAAGACCACCGGUAUUUGAGACACAGGCGAGACCCACGGCUUUCGAGUCUCAGCCAAGGUCGACGUUUGAACCUCAGAGGCAGACGAUGAUCGAGUCACAAGCAAGACCGACAUUUGAGCCUCAACCACGAUCUGCAGUUCUUGAGUCGCAAGCGAGACCCACACCAUUCGAGCCUCAGCCAAGACCGCCUAUGAUGUUGGAAGGUCCAGCGAGAUCUACGGGGUUUGUCUCGCAGUCGCAGUCUCAAUUGCAGUCUCAAGGAUCUCAAAGGCUUGCGGGAGGUGACAGGAUGAGCAAGGAAGAUGUCAUUCGAGAGAUCGUUCAGCAUUGUACAGCGCUGUAUAAAUUUGCAGAUCAUUACUCCACCCUCCAAUCUUCCAAUCCACAUUUCCAACCGCCUGCAGAAGAACUCGCAGAAAUGACGGCGCGGGCAGGAGAAGUUGUCCGUCUUCUCGAAGCACUCCGACACGAUACACCCAUCUUUCCAUCCUCCCUCCUCUCGACACCUGCAUUCACUUCCCCAUCCGGGUCCCACGCACUCGUCUCAGUGCACCCCCACUCCUUAGAAGCAGCCGUGAAAGGACAUAUGACCUCAAGCUCCAGCUUAGGAAUGAACAUAAUGGAUAUAGAUGCGCCCGAUCGGGCGCCGAAGCGGCCUUGGGAGGAUGUAGAAGGCAUGCUACCUCCUGGGUCUGGGCCUGGUAUCGCCCCGUCUUCAUCGGCAGGGCAUAUUCCUAUUCCUCUCGCAUCUCCGUCGGGGUUAGGAGCGGCGCAGGUUCCUGGAACGGGUACGGGUUUGGGUGUGUCACAGGAUCAAGACCGAUCGAUGGCUGAAGCGGAUAUGGAACUUAUAAGAACUAAGAGGGCGCUAACGACUAUGGCUGCUGCUGCUGCGUUGGGUGGGAGUGGGAGUGGAGGGAGUGGAGGGAAGAAUAAGUAUCGAAAGCGGAGUCGCGCAACACCUCCUGGAAAGUGUCAUUCCUGCAAUAUUCGGGAGACACCAGAGUGGAGACGAGGACCGGACGACUACGCGAAGCUUGUGCGUAAGCGCGAGAAAGCGCUCGCAAAUGGGGAAACGCCCUCGAUCCAGCGCAUCGAUAUGGAGAUGCUACGCGCAAGUGCGCGAGCUGCUGAUGCCGACAAGGGUGGGCGAGCUGCAUUAGGAGGCGGAUCUGCCGGUGGAGCCGUCAUGAAUUCAGUUAGCGGAAACGGACACGGAAGUGGCAGCGGAAGUGGGAGUGGGAGUGGGAACGGCGGAGGAGACGACAAGAUGAACCUAGGCAUCCAUCAAGGCUCGUUCCAGAUCAACACGGACGCCGGCGAUGCGAUGCAGGAUCAAGAUCCUAAUCUGAAUUCGCAGUCGAGCGCAGGCGGGACGUAUACGCGUCCUCCGCGCCCUGCUCAUUCUAAGCGCCCAUCGUCGGCUCGGGUGAUGCAGUCCCCUAUGGGCGGGCAACAUCCAUCUGCGCAUCAUCCGUCUGGGCAGACACCGUCCAUGCCUCAUCAUGCGACGCCUUCUGGGACUCAUUUGUCGACGCCAUCUGUGCAGCACCACCAAACGCCUUCUACGCACCAUCAGACGCCAUCUGCGCAUCACCAAACGCCGUCUGUGCAACACCAUCAAACGCCAUCCAUAAGCCAUCACACGGCCUCUUCUGUGAAUCAUCAAACUGGUAAUUCGUCAUCGGGAUCUACGUCGCGUCACCCACCUGCUGCAUCGCAUACGCCUGUUGCGCAGCCUGCUUCUCAACAGAAUCAAGGGCACCAUCAGUCGACCACGCAAGGACAUCAUCAAUCUGCGUCGUCGCAGGGGCAUCAUCAAUCUACUGCGCAAGGACACCAUCAAUCUACUGCGCAAGGACAUCAUCAAUCUGCAUCGGCGCAAGGACAUCAUCAAUCUACGUCCGGGCAAGGACAUCACCAACCCUCUGUCCACCACCCUUCGUCUCGGCCCGUACCGCCGCCUACGCCACCUUGGUACCUUCCCCCUGCUAAUCAGUCGCAUUCGAUGCUGAGGCAGUGAAGUUUUGAGAGUUGAUAAUUUUAGGUCUAUCGUUGCCCACAAUAAGGAAGGGGUACGAUGAUAAUACAUGGGGCUAUAGCUAUUCGUGCUGAUAUCACGCCGGGGGUUAUAACCAUUCAUGCUGAUCUCACGAGGUUUGUACUCAUCAAAUCCACCCACAUCGGGAUUUCAAUUUCUUUUGCACUGAUCUCACAAACUUGUUUUCCUUGUUGUUCUUUGUAUUACGCAUCGCACUGUCCGCAUCUCCGACUUCUUCCAAGACUUUGCUUCGUUAAUGAGCUCUUGUAAUUCAUUUUAUCUU